AUGGAUUAUUCAUCAAGUUCAUCUGACAGUGAUUGGAUAGAAGAAGUAGAAGAAACGGUUGUAGCAACAAAUAUUUUGAAUCAAACAGCCAAGAACCGCAGAUUUUGGGUGCACCCUAUUAACAAGGAAAGGAAUGGAAAAGGCGUAUUUACCAACUUAUUUCCACAGUUAAUAAAUGACCCGGAAAAGUUCCAUCAAUACUUUCGUAUGUCGUAUGAUCAAUUUAGUUAUUUACAUAAUCUAAUAAAGGCCGAUAUUAAAAACAAAACACAUAAUUUCGAGCACCAGUACCGUCUGAACAGAGAUUAG
Molecule: messenger RNA, 309 nt
Organism: Macrosiphum euphorbiae (potato aphid)
Lineage: Eukaryota; Metazoa; Arthropoda; Insecta; Hemiptera; Aphididae
Source: the annotation of a GenBank genome assembly